Urocitellus parryii (Arctic ground squirrel) is the source of this 3186-nucleotide messenger RNA. RefSeq names its product zinc finger protein 707 (gene Znf707). NCBI's taxonomy places the organism in Eukaryota, Metazoa, Chordata, Mammalia, Rodentia, Sciuridae. The record is from RefSeq and is a predicted model, not a curated record. Gene Ontology annotation, biological process: regulation of DNA-templated transcription.
GGACCCGGUGCGGCACUUCCCUGCGCCGCUUGGGGGCUGGGGUUUUAGGUUGCUUACGGUCACUCGCGCUCCAGGCCUGCCUGACGCGGGCCGGUCUUCCCGAUCCGCGAUCGGAACCCCCUUCCCCUUCAGACGCGCCGAAGCCGGCCCCGCUGCACAGCCCCGGAGGGCCGGCGCGCGAGUCCCGGCUGCGGAGGCCCGCAGACUGUCUGCUCCAUUAUGCCUGUGUUUCCUCAGAGCGUGACCACUGCAGUUCCCAUGGAUGUGCCCCAGGAGCAGCUAGUCCUGGAGCCGUGCACAUGUCAGGUGCCGGUGACCUUUGAGGAUGUGGCAGUGUACUUCUCAAGGGAAGAGUGGGAGUGUCUUGGCCCCAGCCAGAGGGCCCUCUACCAGGAUGUGAUGCUGGACAACUUCAGGAGCUUGGUUGCUUUGGAAGGACUUUGCAGCCCCAGACCAGAUCUUGUCUCUCACCUGGAGCAGUGGGGUGAGCCAUGGGUUGAAGACUGGGAGAGAGCUGAGUUUCGGGAAGCACAGCGGGAUUCCCACCCAGGGUCAAGGAAGCCUGUUGACCACAAAAGACUCUGUGAUCAGCUGGCCUGGGUUCACGAGAAGAUCCAGCUGCGGAGAAGAGUCCAGAGAGGGACUAGCUGGGAGAAGAGCUUCCUCCCAGCUGUGGGUGAGGUGCAGCUUCCCAGGACUGCUCCAGGGAGGAAGGCAGGUAAGCCCACGACUCUCCACGGCCAGGCGUGUGGAAAGUCUUGCAGGCAGUGGCCAGGCCUUGGGGAGCAGCCCAAGAGCCGCACGGAGGAACCUGCAUUCAUCUGUGGCACGUGUGGGAAGGCGCUGAGCUGCCACAGCCGGCUGGCUGCUCACCAGACGGUGCACACAGGAGCCAGGUCCUUUGAGUGCUUCCAGUGCGGCCAGACCUUCCGCUGGUGUUCCAACCUCCUGCGCCACCAGAGGAACCACACGAGCGAGAAGCCCUUCAGCUGCGAGCUGUGUGGCCAGGCCUUUAGCUUGAAGGACCGUCUGGUGCAGCAUCGCAAGGUCCACACAGAGCACCGGCCCUACGUGUGUGGUGACUGCGGGAAGGCCUUCAAGCAGAAGUCCAACCUCCUCCGGCACCAGCUUGUGCACACUGGGGAGAGGCCUUUCUUCUGCACCAACUGCGGCAAGGCUUUCCGGACCAAGGAGAACCUUAGUCACCACCAGCGCAUUCACAGCGGGGAGAAGCCCUACACCUGUGCCGAGUGUGGGAAGGCCUUCCGGUGGCCCAAGGGCUUCAGCAUCCACCAGAAGCUGCACCUGGCCAAGAGGUCCUAUGAGUGUGAGCGCUGUGGGAAGGGCUUCCGCCACCUGGGCUUCUUCACGCGGCAUCAGAGGACUCACCGGGGGGGCCAGGUGUAGAGGCCCUGGCCCCAGGGCUCCACCCUUGCUGGGGACGAGCUGUGCCCUCUGUCACUCUUGAGCCUGGAAGGAAACCUUAUGGGCUUUCAGAAUAACUGGGUGGAGCUUGGAGCUCCAUAGAGCUCCUGAGAAGUACCACCAGGAAAAGGCCAUCAGAAGAAGGGGAUCCAGAGUAUGCCAUGGAGACUGAGCAGUGCGUACGCGCAAGCAUAAACACACACACACACACACACACACACACACACACCCCAUUUACCCGCCCUGGAGAUGUGUUCCUGGCUGUCUCACCCCAUGAACUUGACCCCUGUCCCCGCUGUCACUCGUGUGCACUUUAACCUUUUGUCCUGGCUCUUUCUCUCCCUCUUUGCUCAUCCGUCUUUCUUCCAUCUCUGCAAGGUAGUGUUACAUUUUUCAGAGAAGCAAAGCCUCUUUUGCGACCUCACUAUGUGGGAACUUAUAAAUGAGCACCUUUGUGUCAUUGGGAGCCAGUUAAAAGGCCAGAUCUGAAUUCAAAGCCAGGGUCUGGUUGGCACGGCACAUGUGGGGCUGCGUCUGCUCCGUGGCAGCACAGGACGGGUGGGCUGUCCGUGGAGGUCAAAGCUGCACCCUCAGCUCUUGUCCUUGUAGCUUCUUGUACAGAGACUGACCUGGGCGUCGGCUCUUUGGCACAAUGGCAUCGUGUCUCGUUUCUGUUCAUUGAGUUCAUAGAAGGUGCCCAGGAAGGCCAUGGUGUAUGGAUGAGAACUGGACGUGUCUGCCCAGCUCUGCAUCCACAUGUGGGACCACGAGUUACAGAGAUGCUGCCAACCUGGGACUGGGCUGCUCAGCUCUGGCCCUUGGCUUUCAGGCUGCUUAAUGACUCCACUGCACUGCCCUGUGUCAUGGGCCUUGGCUGCUGGGCAGCUCUGUGCACAGGCCUGGUGCUGGGUGGUGCCCAGAAGCUGGCUGUGUAGCGGCUGCCCACCUGCCUGCCUACUGGGCAACAGGAGCUCCCUCUGCCCAUGCCCUCCCUGUUGGUUGGUGCUCAGAGCUGGUCACGCCCCUGGAGCUGGUGAGUGUGGCUGGGUCUGAGAGCAGAAUGUGGUGGCCAGGCUUGCUGCAGGUUGUCUUCUCGGUUCUCAGCUUGGGGUGCCUCUGCUUUGCCCAGGCAGAAACAGCCUGCCAGGCAGAGCUUGCAGGGCAACUCCAUACUGUGAGAGCUGAGCAGGGACCCGCAUUUGUCACUGCUGUAUCAGGUUAUCCUGAUAUCUGAUGAGAGUUUUGCAAUUAAUGACAGGCGCAGUGGUGCACACCUAUAACCCCAGCAACUCAGGAGGCUGAGGCAGGAGGAUCACAAGUUCAGGGCCAGUCUCAGCAACUUAGUGAGACCUUGUCUGAAAAAAUAAAAAGGUUGGGGGUGCACCUUAAUGGUGGAGUUCUUGUGCCUAAUCCCUGGUACCAAAAAGUAAUUCCCAGAUAACAUGCACCUAGACUUGGAAAUGUCACAGGAAGCAGGGUGAAGAGGACCAGCUCAGCCACCAAGAAGAAGCGUGGCUCCAGAGCCCUGAGGGACGCUGUUAGACAGCACCUUCUCCAAGCAGCCAGAGGCCCAGAGACGUGGGGCUGCGGUGCUGGGAGCAAAUCAACUGUAAGAAGCCAUUUUUGAGACAAUCAUGUGAACAGGCUGGGCCUUGGUGGCAGUAAGGAAUUUGCUGGUUUUGAGGUGAAUUCUGACAUUUGUGGGAGAAAUGACAUGGUGUUAAGGAUUUGCCUUUAAGUUCUAAUAAAAAGGGAGAAAAG